Messenger RNA from Drechmeria coniospora, 1125 nucleotides. RefSeq names its product J-type co-chaperone JAC1, mitochondrial. Gene Ontology annotation, molecular function: protein-folding chaperone binding; ATPase activator activity. Gene Ontology annotation, biological process: [2Fe-2S] cluster assembly; protein complex oligomerization. The record is from RefSeq and is a predicted model, not a curated record. The coding region runs from base 1 to 1125 and encodes 374 amino acids. Lineage: Eukaryota; Fungi; Ascomycota; Sordariomycetes; Hypocreales; Ophiocordycipitaceae. Gene Ontology annotation, cellular component: mitochondrion. The transcript has 2 exons.
AUGCCAACUCCGUGCGGUAUCUGGUACUUGGAAGCCAUCGUACGGAAGGUGUGCUCGCAAGUACCUCUCAACCGCAUCGCAUCGGCCUUUUCGACAUGCCUUGACCGCCACCGCGACCGUGAUGCCCUCUCAUCCGCACCUUUCACCCUCCUCCGGCUACCAUCACUGAGCGUCGACCGGCAUCGACCGGCUAGGAUUGCCAUUCCUAUAGGCGCUGUUGACAAGGCUACCCAGCCCUUCGAGCGCACGACCAUGUUGCGACCAACAGGCCGGUUGUGCGGCUGGUGCCUCCGGGCCCAAAAAGCCUCGUCGUCACCAGUCGCGGCGACGACGACGACGACAGCGACGACACCAGCGCAGCCGCACCUCCAUCCCCGACAGUGGCCACGACGGAACCCUCCUCUCCGGCCCGAUGCCCUCGCUGCCGCAUCUCGACACCGCUGGGCCUCGCCGCCUCCCCAGGCCCGUCUCGUCUCCCAGAGUGCCCGCCUUUACAGCUCAGCGGCGGCCUCGGCCGCUCACCACGACGGCAGCCCCGGCUCGUCGUCACCGCCGCAACGACAACCGCGGCGGCAAGCGGAGACGCAAAGCACGCUCUACGACCUCUUCCCCCAGACCCUCCCCGACGGGCCCCCGCCACGAGGCCACUUCCCCGUCGACACCUCGGCGCUGCGUCGCGAGUUUCUCCGGCUCCAAGCUGCCCACCACCCAGACAAGCACCCGGCCGAGCGGAAGCAUGCGGCCGAAGCGACCUCGUCUGCCAUCAACCACGCCUACCGCACUCUCGCCAACCCCCUGCUGCGCGCGCAGUACCUCCUCACCCUCCGCGGCGUCGACGUCGCCGCCGACGAGGCCCUCAAGGUGGACGAACCCGACCUCCUCGCCCUCGUCCUCGACACGCACGAGGCCAUCGAGGCGGCCGUCAGCGCCGACGACCUCGUACCUCUCCGAGACGCCAACGAAGCUCGCAUCUCCCGCAGCGAGCUUUUGCUCGAGCGCGCCUUUCGCGACGACGACGUGGACGCCGCCAAGAGCGAGGCCGUCCGCCUGCGCUACUGGGUCAACCUCAGGGAGAGCCUGCACGGCUGGGAGGAGGAGGGCGCACCUGUGAUGCUGCACCACUGA